Molecule: messenger RNA, 636 nt
Organism: Phanerochaete carnosa HHB-10118-sp
Lineage: Eukaryota; Fungi; Basidiomycota; Agaricomycetes; Polyporales; Phanerochaetaceae
Exons: 5
Coding region: 86-538 (150 amino acids)
Source: RefSeq, a predicted model, not a curated record
CACGACGAUACCUACAAGAGCGAGCCUCACGAUAACAACGGUACACUGCUUGCUGCCACUUGAAUUUUGGACGAUCAGUUCUGCGAUGCUUACGACCAGACCGUCGCGGGUACCGCCGACGCUAGUACUAGCGCUCUCGUUACUUCCUACUGCUCGAGCGAACUGCGUGAUAGAUGACGAUGGUUUUGAGCAUUGUACGCUGAGCACGGGGGCGCGUAUCGGUAUAGCUGUUGCUCUCAUCAUUGUGGCACUUCUGGCUGCUUCUUGCGCCAUCCAACAUCGUCGGCGCCGCAUGCAGACUCAUAUCAUCAGCACAAACAGUUAUGCCAAUGCACAGAACGUGAAUUACCCACCAAACGGCUACCCCUCACCUUAUAGCGCACCCCAACAGCCGUAUGCACCGCAAUAUCCCCCUCAGGCUCUUCAUGAUGGCUACAACCCGCAGGCAGGGUUCGCUCCGCCGCAGGGUCCUCCGCCUGGUUACUACCCUCCGCCGCCGGGGCCUCCGCCAAUGAAUGGCAAGGAGGACAGUGUCUGAUUUUCUAUUCGCUUCAGGAUGUGUAUCUUCACUGCUGCAUGUAUCUAUACCCGUGUAUCCGUGUGCGAAUUCUGUAAUACAUGUACAAUUCAUGCGAG